Molecule: messenger RNA, 393 nt
Organism: Protopolystoma xenopodis
Lineage: Eukaryota; Metazoa; Platyhelminthes; Monogenea; Polystomatidea; Polystomatidae
Source: the annotation of a GenBank genome assembly
AUGCUGCGCCAACAUUCUAGGUCGGGCUUCUUCUCCUCGGCUUGCCAUCGGCCUGAUUGGCUGUCUUGCCUCUUGAGUGGAACGCCACCAGCAAUCGGGAUGCCCGGAGGUUCUCCAGCCGGUCGACCUCCAGUCGCUCUCGCGCCAACUCCGCCCUCAUUUCCACCCACCCAGUCUGAAAACUGGCCCUCCAAAGGUGUACAAGCUGACGCUCAGACAGACGGACACAGACAGGCAGUUCAACCAAAUCACUACUCGGUCAUUCAUCUCAGAGCGGGAUGCGCCAGAUACACCAACGUCAACACCGUUGACUCUGCCAUGGAGGUGGUUACGCCAUCGGCUUCACUGGUCCCCCAGCAUUCCGCCAAGCCAAUUACUCCUCCAUUCUGCUGA